Messenger RNA from Fragaria vesca subsp. vesca, 1586 nucleotides. Its product is annotated as probable 26S proteasome non-ATPase regulatory subunit 7-like. Gene Ontology annotation, biological process: proteasome-mediated ubiquitin-dependent protein catabolic process. The transcript has 10 exons. Lineage: Eukaryota; Viridiplantae; Streptophyta; Magnoliopsida; Rosales; Rosaceae. The coding region runs from base 105 to 1037 and encodes 310 amino acids. Gene Ontology annotation, cellular component: proteasome complex; proteasome regulatory particle. Gene Ontology annotation, molecular function: metallopeptidase activity; protein binding. The record is from RefSeq and is a predicted model, not a curated record.
GUAGAAAGCAUCUCAGGGUUUUACUAUCUCUCACUCCCUCUCUUUGGGGUUUUAGACAGAAAAAGAAAACCAGAUAUCGGAGCCUCACCGGAGCUCAGAUCGCCAUGGACGUCAUCAAGACGCAGCAAAUUUCGGCGAGGUCGAUCGAGAAGGUGAUAGUUCACCCGCUGGUGCUACUCAGCAUCGUCGACAACUACAACCGAGUCGCCAAGGACACUCACAAACGCGUCGUCGGAGUUCUUCUCGGAAGCACUUACAAAGGCGUCGUCGACAUCUCCAACAGCUACGCAGUGCCCUUUGAAGAAGAUGACAAAGACCCUAGCAUUUGGUUUCUUGACCACAACUAUCAUGAGGCAAUGUUCUCCAUGUUCAAGAGAAUCAAUGCAAAGGAGCACGUCAUAGGUUGGUACAGUACGGGGCCGAAACUGCGAGAGAAUGAUCUUGAUGUUCACAGCUUGUUCCACAACUAUUGCCCAAAUCCUGUGUUGGUCAUUAUUGAUGUAAAGCCAAAGGAGCUGGGAAUACCCACCAAAGCAUACUAUGAUGUUGAAGAAGUUAAAGAGAAUGCAACUCAAAAGAGCCAGAAAGUUUUUGUUCAUGUGAGCUCUGAAAUUGCUGCUCAUGAGGUUGAGGAAAUCGGAGUGGAACACUUAUUAAGGGAUGUGAAGGAUACAACCAUCAGCACACUUGCAAAUGAGGUUACUGGAAAAAUUACUGCUCUGAAGGGCUUGGAUGCACGGUUACGAGAAAUACGCAGUUACCUAGAUCUGGUGAUUGAUGAAAAGCUUCCACUAAAUCAUGAGAUACUUUACCAUUUGCAGGACGUGUUCAAUCUGCUUCCGAAUCUUAAUGUGGCUGAGUUAGUCAAGGGAUUUGCAGUAAAAACAAAUGACAUGAUGUUGGUUAUAUAUCUUUCAUCUCUCAUUCGUAGUGUCAUUGCCCUCCACAACUUGAUCAAUAACAAGAUGCUAAACAAAGAACAUGAAAAAGCUGAGGAUGCGAAGCCAGCAACAGCCCCGUCUACUGCUGCAAGCUGAAAAUCAUGAUUUAGAGGUGAUUUGGGUGUCAGCUGUGAUCUAUUACAACAGAGAUGAUCCGUUACUGACAGUUUCUAGAGAAAAUUUUGUAUUCCCGGUAUAGACAGAGCUUGCAGGUUGAAGUAUUUUUGUCAUCGGCAGUGUUAGCAUUUAGUACCAUGCUCUGUAAUUCACUGCAUUAAGUGUAGACUCCCAUUUAUCGACUGACCAAUGUUUGCAACUUUGCAUAUAUGCGUUAGUACACUGUAACCUUUUCAUCUUGUUGUGGAUAUUCACAUGGAAGUUUAUGAAAAUAUCAUCCAUCACAAACAACUAUCAGAUACGCUUUGGCAUUGGCUUUUGACAGAAGCAAGGUCUUCAAUGGCCUCGAGUCCUCCAUCGCUGUACAUUAAACCGACUUCCAUCCGGAGCUAUCUUCAAACCUAAAUCCUAAAUAACUCAAGCGCUAGAGACCGAGGCUAUGUGAAUGUCCAAGUGGAAGGCGACUCGAAGCUCGUGAUUGAUGCCAUCAAUGGGAAAUUAUCCCCUCCAUGGAGAUUGCAGAAGAUU